CCAUUGGGAAAACAAGAAGAAGUGGAAAGGCAAAUAGAAGAAAUGUUGGAGCAGGACAUAAUUGAACCAUCAACUGCCCUGUUCAACAGCCCAGUCGUUCUAGUCAAGAAGAAAGACGACACCUUCCGGUUCGUCAUCGACUUCAGGGCACUAAACAGCAUAACGCGUAAACAAACCUAUGUUAUACCCACAAUCUCAGAUAUAGUGGAUCUUGCCGCCGGAGCAAUGUAUUUUUCAAACUUCGAUCUAGUAUCAGGAUUCUUUCAAAUCCCUUUGAAGAAGUCGGACCGUCAUCUUACAGCAUUCACGACCAACAGUGGCACUUAUCAGUAUAGAAGAAUGCCCAUGGGACUUUGUGGAGCACCCCACACGUUCCAAACCGCUGUUCGCUAUCUUCAAAGCAAAUGCAAAUGCAGACUUUUCGUUUACUUGGACGAUUUAUUAAUCAUCUCUGAACAAGCCGAUCAACAUCUAGCCGAUAUCAAUAACGUACUGGAAAACGUUAAACAACUAGGAAUGAAGAUCAAACUAAAGAAAUGCUCAUUCGCCAAGGACGAAGUCAAAUUCCUUGGUCUCAUAGUUGGACGAACAGGAAUCAAACCGGAUCCAGCCAAAGUGCAAGCCAUCAAGGAAUACCCCGCACCUAGAACAACUACAGCAGUAAGAGCCUUUCUUGGAAUGGU
Messenger RNA from Auanema sp. JU1783, 683 nucleotides. NCBI's taxonomy places the organism in Eukaryota, Metazoa, Nematoda, Chromadorea, Rhabditida, Rhabditidae. The record is from the annotation of a GenBank genome assembly.